Chara braunii is the source of this 2216-nucleotide messenger RNA. The record is from the annotation of a GenBank genome assembly. Lineage: Eukaryota; Viridiplantae; Streptophyta; Charophyceae; Charales; Characeae.
AGGGAUGAGGAGACGUGACUUCUCUCUCUACAAGGAGUAUGCCACUGAUAGAUGUCCUGAUUUCAAGGACUAUCCCUGGUCGGAAAAGAAUGAAGUUGUGGCCGAGGAAGUGAAGGAGAUAAGGGACAUGGUAAGGGGAUUGACAAGACAGGUUACAGAGAUUGUGACCACCACCGGAGCCACGGCAUAUCGAGACAAGCCCGGAGGACCCUAUUCACUUCGCUGGGAUCGGAGGAACACUGAUUCCUGGAGGAGUGUCGAGGAUAGAAAUCCCCGAACGCUGACUGAUUAUCGUGUGAGGGAAAGGGGGAGAGACGAUGAGCCAUGGCGGCGCAGGGAUGAUGAGAUAGAUCGGGACCACAAGACUCGCGAGACGUAUGGGCGUGCUAGGAGACUGGAUGACUACUCGCGUAGCCCUCGCUAUGAGCCUGACGGGGGUAGAGGUGACUCUCGAGGCCGGUGGGAGUUGGAUCAGGGUCGGCGAGACGGAUACAGGGGCGACAGAUAUGAGAGAUCGGGUCGAGAUGGACAUAGAGACGACAUAUAUGAGAGGUCGGAUCGAGACGUAUACAGGGGCGACAGAUAUGAGAGAUCGGAUCGAGAUGGACAUAAAGACGACAUAAAUGAGAGGUCGGAUCGAGACGGAUACAGGGGCGGCAGAUAUGAGAGAGAAGAUCGACCCGACGAUUCGCGCGGGCGAUACGACCGAGGAAAUCGACGUGAUGAUUCACGCGGGCGAUACGACCGAGGAGACCGACGUGAUGAUUCAUGCGGGCGAUACGACCGAGGAGACCGACAUGAUGAUUCACGCGGGCGAUACGAACAUGGAGACCGCCGCGAUGAUUCGCGCGGUAGGAAUGGGAGAGGGGGAUAUGGCGCGUCGUCUGAUCUGUAUCCAAAGUCCCUUGGCCCUAGAGCAGCGAGGGGUUCGACCUCCAGAGGCGCAGACGACAGACCACCCACUCCCAGGAACUUUUGCGUCUACUGUAGAGGGGAUGAUCAUAUCAAGAAAGAUUGUCCGGAUCUCAAACGGGCAAUAAAUGAAGGACUUGUCGUGCUUGAUGACCGCAAGUACAUCAAGUGGGCAGAUGAUGUGGGAGACAUAUCGAUGUUCCCCUCGAUGAAGGAGAAUGUCGAAGCAAGGAGAGUAAAGCCGAGUAAAGGAAAGGAGCCAGUUAGGAGUCAGAGCAUCAAGAUAACUUUCGAAGGAGAUAUGGCAACCACACCCAUAAGGGUGGCAAUUACCAAGUCCGCAAGAGGGUCUACAUCGAAGAAGACCGACACGGAUUAUGUGAUGGCGGAGAAGGACGGACAGCGGAUCGAUGGAGAGGAGGUUAUUCUUUCACCACGGAAGCGAGGAGUGAAGAAGUUCUUGAUGAAGAGUUCGCUGGACGAGAUUGACACGGUCGAGCCACUGAGGCGGGCCCUUCGGCAGCCCAUGCAGUGCUCUAUUCUGAAGUACCUGGCGGCAUCGAAGCCGGCUCACGAUGAGUUACAGAUGAUCACGCGGAAGACUCGCAUACCUCUAUCAGAGGAGGCUCAGGGGGCCCCUAAGGCGGAAGCUCCUACAGUAGCAGUAACGGGGGUGACUGCCAGAGCAGAUCGCAUAGGGACAGUCCUUCUUGAUGGGAUGGAAGACGAGGAUCUGGCGGUGCAAGUUGGACUGGGACUCGAUAGGUCAUACUUAUUCGAGAUAGAGACGGUUGAUGUGAGAAAGCAACAGAUCACAGAAGUUUGUCACAAGGCAGCCAUAGAGGUCCAAGGGGUACGAGUGACCCUGCCUGUCUUUGCAGUCAAGAACUGCAGCUAUGACCUGCUCUUGGGACGAACGUGGUUGAGCCACGUGCAUGCGGUGACGAUAGAGCGACCGGAUGGGAGCCAGACAUUGUCCAUUAAGAAGCUAGAUGGGACGCGGGUUAUGAUUGAGACAGUGGAGCCUCGAGACCCGAGGAACAGAGCAGCUCUCGCUGUCGGUGUAAGACCCAGUGAUCAGAUUAAGUCAUUACCUAUCUCCGGCCGCGCGAUGCGAUUUCGCGAGAAGAAGUACGGACCACUGCUCACAGAGGAAGAAGGACGGAUCGUGGAGGUGGAAGAUUUAAAGAGUCGACUGAUAGUGGACGGCAACUCGUAUCAAAGGAGACAGAUGAGGAAUUUGGCGGGGUGGUAUCUGUGUCUUUUUUAAGGGCACGGCCCCCUAUAGGGGGCUACCCAAGCGA